AGCACAUUCUUCCAACACAAUUUAUUCCUAUUUAUAUUGCAAGAAAAAGCUGUUCAAAAUGAAAGCGAUGCAUAUGGAGCAAAAGUAUCAACUAGCGGACAAUUUUAUCAAUUUCAAUUAUCUACUCAAAUUUAAACUGGGUCCAGAAGAUGUUCGAGCAAAAGGAGCAUUUUCCACGAUUUUUGAAAGCACUAUGCUCGAUUGGGAUCUUCAACUCCACAAACAAUUUGCUGGACACAUCCUUCACUCGCGUGAAUCUAAUUGGGUAAUCUCGCUGAAUGGAUCAGGAGUCCGUGAUUCAUACCCACCACUUCACAAACUAUACUUUAAAGUGAAAGCGAUGGGUUCCGAUGGAAGUAUUAAGAAGAGUCUCAAGUACUUUAUCGAUGGACUUCCAAUUGCUCCGGCUGAACGAAGAGGUCGAAUGGAUCAUAGAUCUUAUACAACUCUACAGAAUACCCAAUUCGAAAGAGAUUUAUCGACGUUGAUAGCUGAAGCAAAGAAGAAAGCGCAGACGAUUCAAUUGGAAACUCGGUUGGAGUUUAAGAAAAAUGAUUUGGUGGAUAUGAAGUAUUUGUUGGGAAAUGGUGCACCGAAUAUGCCAGAUUCAUUGGAUUAUUAUUUCGAUGCAAUCACUAAUAAAUCUCGUCAUGAUUUGAAGCUGAAGACAUCCGAUGGCAUGCACUUUGUGAUGACGAAUAAGGAAAUUGUCUGUCUGGCAUCUCAAUUCUUCCGUCAGCAUUUGAAGGACACAACUACCGAGUACACAGUUGGAAGAGCUGAUUCUGUGCAGAGCAUUGACAUUUGUCUCACCUACAUGAUCACUGGUAUCUACAAAAAACCUGCUCUACUUUCUCCAAAACUCGCUUUCGAGAUAUUUGCUUUGGCUAUGCAAUGGAAGGUUUUCGAGCCAAAAGUUCUAAAAAACUCGAUCGAAAAGCAUUGCUGUGAGGAGUUGCAGAAGAACUAUGAAGAUAUCAUGUACGUGUGCAAUAUGCUUAUCAUCGCCGAUGACGCUCAAUUUGCAAACGUUCAAAACUGCUGCAUCGCCACUCUUGUCUUCUAUCACGCCCACGACUUCAUUCGGAUUUUCGUUAUUGGGAAUCACCCACUGAAAGAACGAUUCUCCCGACGUCAAGAGUUCCUGAGGCCAUCACUGACGAUGCAAGUGAAGAGAGCAUUUGCUGCGUCGAAUGAGUCAAAGUGUUUCAUCAAGUUCCUUCCGGCCAUCGGAGAAGAUUAACUUUGAAUAAAGGGUUUUAUUGGGAACUUUUUUGCCACAUUUAUUCCUUUUAAACUUCAAUAAAGUUCUAGUGGUCGACA
Molecule: messenger RNA, 1323 nt
Organism: Caenorhabditis elegans
Lineage: Eukaryota; Metazoa; Nematoda; Chromadorea; Rhabditida; Rhabditidae
Gene: C25G4.8
Product: BTB domain-containing protein
Exons: 7
Coding region: 59-1243 (394 amino acids)
Source: RefSeq, marked reviewed